Molecule: messenger RNA, 1266 nt
Organism: Emiliania huxleyi CCMP1516
Lineage: Eukaryota; Haptophyta; Isochrysidales; Noelaerhabdaceae
Exons: 2
Coding region: 1-1266 (421 amino acids)
Source: RefSeq, a predicted model, not a curated record
AUGUUGCGCGCCGGCCCACUUUUGACUCUCAUCGUGCUCGUCCGGGGCUCGGCCGCCGCGAGCGGCCCCACUCCCACUCUCAUCGCGGGCGACGCCCGCGGCUCGGACUCCGUCCAGCACGCCGACAUCCAACUCGACGUGACAGAUGGGAGAGGUCGCGCGCUGCUGGCGCCUCCUACAUUCGGCACGCUGAUUGGACGCAAGGCCGGCCAGACGAUGCAGAUCUUUGCGUACUCGAGCGACACGUCCACGAACGGGAAGUACGGCACGCUCAUCGACGCGGACACCGCCCUUCGCUGGCUCACAGUCGAGGUCGCCUUCGCCAACGGCGAGAUCGAGAGCGUCGCCGCCGAGUACGGCCUCACUGCGACUAUCGCCACAAACAAGAAGUCUGUCAGCGUCAGCGACCUGACUGGCUCGGGCGACACCUACCCCGCCGGCCUCGCCAUGACUGUCACCUUCACCCCCGAGACGGACAUGAGCAGCGUGUUCAUCGACUUCUCGUCGAGCACUACGUCUACCGCGGUCCUCCACAAAGACUUUUCCGCGCACCCCACCGUCUCCGUCUCGUGGACCUCGACGCCCCGUGUGGCGACCGUCGUGCAGGACAAGAGCAACAACCUCUACCUGUUCGCCUCUCCCAACACGCCCACCGACGGCCGGGCCUCGACCAUCGAGAUUGCGCUCACGGACGCCUUUGCCAAGAGCGACAUCACCUCCCUUCUCAAAGGCAUGACGCCGCAAGUUGGCAGCGGCUUUUUUGGUCUCGGCUUCCUCGACGGCGUGUCGAAGCUCCCCGACGGCGAGGCGAUCGCUGUCACGUCUCGGCCCCUCCUGGACAUCGAUGUGGACUCCCGGAGGGACGCGGUCGUCGCGUCUCCCGCCGCCCCGGCAUUCGACGCGCUCAUCUUUGUCAUCGGGGCGGCCUUCUUUGACCCGUGCGGCACGUGCAACGCAAUCGUCAAAAAGACUGGCAAUUGGCCCGUAUCGUACGGAAGCCUGUGCCUGCCUGGCGACCCGACGAAAACCUACAAGGACGGCCCCAAAUCCACCGACGACCUCGUCCAGGAGACCACCGAGUGCUACACGGACAUUGCAGACGAGAGUCCGGCGGAGGCCCGCGGCGGAGGCAGCGCGGGAACGUGGGUCGGCGUCACUAUCGGCCUCGUCCUCGCGCUGGCCCUGGCCGGGCUACUGCUGAGGGCGCGGAAGCCGCGGUACCCCCCCCUCAAGGGCGCGGAAGCCGACAGUGGCCUUGAAUCAUGA